Molecule: messenger RNA, 2295 nt
Organism: Harpia harpyja (harpy eagle)
Lineage: Eukaryota; Metazoa; Chordata; Aves; Accipitriformes; Accipitridae
Gene: VSNL1
Product: visinin like 1
Exons: 4
Coding region: 164-739 (191 amino acids)
Molecular function (GO): calcium ion binding
Source: RefSeq, a predicted model, not a curated record
GCGCGCGCGGCGGCGGCGGCGCGGAGCGAGCUGCGGCGCGAGCGGCGGGCGAGCGGGUGGGCGCGCACCGAGCCGCCGUCCCUCCGGCCCCAGCACCCCGGCGGGACCCCGCGGCCCAGCGCCCUCCUCCGCAGCGCGGACAGCUCUCGGCGCCCUCUGCAGAAUGGGGAAACAGAAUAGCAAGCUGGCCCCUGAGGUGAUGGAAGAUCUGGUGAAGAGCACGGAGUUCAAUGAACAUGAGCUAAAACAGUGGUACAAAGGAUUUCUAAAGGACUGUCCAAGUGGUAGACUGAACCUUGAGGAGUUUCAGCAGCUCUACGUAAAAUUCUUUCCAUAUGGAGAUGCUUCAAAGUUUGCCCAGCACGCCUUCCGAACCUUUGAUAAAAAUGGAGAUGGGACCAUUGACUUCAGAGAGUUCAUUUGUGCACUGUCCAUCACCUCACGAGGCAGUUUUGAGCAAAAGCUAAACUGGGCCUUCAACAUGUACGACUUGGAUGGUGAUGGUAAAAUUACAAGAGUGGAAAUGCUGGAAAUUAUAGAGGCCAUCUACAAAAUGGUGGGCACUGUGAUAAUGAUGAAAAUGAAUGAGGAUGGUCUGACGCCUGAGCAACGGGUAGACAAGAUCUUCAGUAAGAUGGAUAAGAACAAAGAUGACCAGAUCACACUGGAUGAAUUCAAAGAAGCUGCAAAGAGUGAUCCUUCCAUUGUAUUACUCCUGCAGUGUGACAUUCAAAAAUGAGCUUGUGUACAAUGCGUCAUAGACUGCACAGAAGUUUAAUGUUCCAUUCAGUUUGCAGCUAUUUCCACACACACAAAAAUUUGCUUGGACUACCUAUAAAUGGACUUGCUUCUUGUGUUUGAAACACUUGUGUGCAUGAGAAUGUCAUUUGCUAAAGAAUUUUAAAAGUAUAUAUUAUAAAAAUAAACUGCCACAACGUGAUGUGUGCAAUGUCAUUUCAUAACAACCCUAUUCCUCUGAAGCCUGUGCAGCAGUCCUGUGCUGCAGUGAAUUAUAUUAUUUAUUGUUCAUGUUUUACUGAUGCUAGAGCUCUGUGUCUCCUAGACCGAGUAAUGUUAGUGACACUGAAUUCCCAUGGUAAUGUUAACUGUUUAUUAUAAAUCAUGUCACCAUUCUGCUGUAAAGUAGUACUGGACAGACAGAGGGGAAGAGUUCCUCAGCUCUUAAGUCUGAUCCACACAUGUGCUUGUAUUGUCAGUGGAUAUAAAUGUACUUCAUUUGCAUGCCUUUUAGGUUUGCCUUAAUUCUUACCUCAUUUGCAUCCCUUCAAUCUGGAAAGAGCUAUGUCAGAGGAAUGCAGUAUAAAAAAAAAAAAGAAAAUCCUGCUAAAAUGAUCCCUUUAGUUAAAAAUAUAUAUAAAUAUAUAUAUAAUGUUUAAAAUAUUGUUUUAUUGGAAGUUUAAAGGUUUUAUUGGAAGUGUAUUGAUCUUUGCCUGAAUUUUCAAAAGCUUCCACAGAGGUUGCAAUAUAUAUGUCCCAAAAUAAAUUUAUAACAUUUGACCUUUUCCCCUAAUUCUUAUUUCAUGUCUUCACCACAGUAAUAGGGAAAAAAAAAAAGUUCAAUCUCUUUAAUUAUCUGCCACUGUACUACUGAGAAAUGUAUAUUUCAUUAUGAAAGCAUGAAGAAAACUUCUUUGCACGCACUCAACCCACUAGAAGAGUCAUUUUAUAUGAAACCAAAAGUUGUAGUUCUUGUGUUUACCCACAGAGCAGCUGUUUAUCCUCUAAGAUUUGACAGUAUACGUACUAGACCUGUGCUUACACAGCUUUUCAAGCUAGCUGGAAGUCAAAUAGUUUAUUUGCUUGGUCUAAACCUGGUCUAAUGUUUUUCCCUCCUUAUGUAAGAGUCUUUUCUCUUACCAUAUGACAAUAAACUACCCCGGGUUUAAUAUAAACAGGCAUGUUGUUAAAAAUGAGUACUUAUUGAUAAAUUAAUCAAAGUAUGAUGAUUGAGAAGGGAUAGUGAAGAGAACCACCUUCCUCCUCAAUUCUAUGGGCAUCAAUCAAGUUUAUACUGUGGCAAAUACAAGUUCUGCACAGCCCUAGGAAAGCAUCAAGAACUAGGAGACUGUAGAAAUUGCAGAUGAAAAUCUUUCCUACACCACAUUUCCCAGUUGCUUUAAACAGUUGGUUGCUUGCAGGAUUUAAAAAAAAAAAAAAAAAUAGUCUGAACAUCUUAUAAUUGCAUGUUUGAUAUUUCUUCUUUACCUUAUGAAGAAAUGAGACGGUACUCUUAAUAGCUAAAAAUCAAAACAAUAAAACAUGACACAAACCAAA